Messenger RNA from Chinchilla lanigera (long-tailed chinchilla), 3835 nucleotides. It is a transcript of the gene Sgcb, whose product is annotated as sarcoglycan, beta (43kDa dystrophin-associated glycoprotein). Gene Ontology annotation, cellular component: sarcolemma; sarcoglycan complex. NCBI's taxonomy places the organism in Eukaryota, Metazoa, Chordata, Mammalia, Rodentia, Chinchillidae. The record is from RefSeq and is a predicted model, not a curated record. Gene Ontology annotation, biological process: muscle organ development.
CAAAGUUCUAAUGGCCCUGUGAAGAAGUCCAUGCGCGAGAAGGCUGUUGAAAGGAGGAGCGUUAAUAAAGAGCACAACAGUAACUUCAAAGCCGGGUAUAUCCCAAUUGAUGAAGAUCGUCUCCAUAAGACAGGACUGAGAGGGAGGAAAGGCAACCUGGCCAUCUGUGUGAUUAUCCUCUUGUUUAUCCUGGCUGUCAUCAAUUUAAUUAUAACACUCGUGAUCUGGGCUGUGAUUCGAAUUGGACCACAUGGCUGUGACAGCAUGGAGUUCCAUGAAAGUGGUCUGCUUCGAUUUAAGCAAGUAUCUGACAUGGGAGUUAUUCAUCCUCUGUAUAAGAGCACAGUAGGAGGAAGACGGAAUGAAAAUUUGGUUAUCACUGGCAACAACCAGCCUAUUGUUUUUCAGCAAGGGACAACAAAGCUCAGUGUAGAAAAGAACAAAACUUCUAUUACAAGUGACAUUGGUAUGCAGUUUUUCGACCCAAGGACUCAAAAUAUCUUAUUCAGUACAGACUACGAAACUCAUGAGUUUCAUUUGCCAAGUGGAGUGAAAAGUUUGAAUGUUCAAAAAGCAUCUACUGAAAGGGAAAAUAGCAUCAUCCUCAAUGGAACUGUGAUGGUCAGCACUACUCGCCUGCCCACUUCCUCCGGUGGAGACCAGCUGGGUGCCGGAGACUGGGUGCGCUACAAGCUGUGCGUGUGUGCUGAUGGGACUCUCUUCAGAGUGCAAGUGACCAGCCAGAACAUGGGCUGCCAAGUCUCAGACAGUCCCUGUGGAAACACGCAUUAGAGCACCGGAGGUCAUCUGUAUGUUUAUAUCUGGGCCCGACCUUUGUUUUCUAAGAGUAUGCAUGCAAAUCAUGUUUUUACAGUUUGUGAUAACUCACUGUAAUUAUUUUAAUUGAGAGCACUACUCUAUGUAUUAUGCAGUCUCCCUAUUUAAAGUAUUCUUGAGACCCUAAAUUCUAAUAUAUUUUAUUAAGUUGCACAGAUUUUCAAAUGACAGUGCUCUAAAUAAUUAUAAGGAGUUAAUGAAAUUAAUCUUUAAAAAAGUGGUUUUAAAAUUCCACUAUCCCUUGUCUAAUGAAUUUUAAAGGGUUGAAGCAGUUGCUUAGACUUACUAUAAGUAAGCUUUGGGUCUGAUAAACGCAUCAGAAGCAUGACGUCUAUUUUUCUUUUUAAAAUUAGUGUAUGUUUGCAGCACAUAGGUUUCCAUGCUGUUUUUUGUCUUCUAAUAGGAAAGACACAGAUUUUUACUGCACUAACCCAGAGCCAUGUUCUCAUGUGCAAGUGAAGGAAUUUUAAAAGUAUACAUAUGUGAGUGAGUAAAAAACUAUGGUUCCUUAAUUUUGCACUAAGAAGAAAAUACUCUAAUAGAGUGGUUACUUGAAACAGUGAUGUAUAUUAAGUGUUCAUAGUGUGGUGGAAAUUAAAACACAACCUCAGCUUUAAUUUUUGAAUAAUGGUGAUGCGUCAUUUAUCAAGCAUCUUGUACUUCCUAGGUAUUGUCUUGGGCAUUGCAUGUUUAAUAUCUAACUCUCACAGCAGCUCUGUAAGUAGGUGUUAUUAUCCCAGGUUUAACCAGUAAGAAAGUGCAGAUCAGGGGCUGGGGAUUUAGCUCAGCAGCGCAGCACCUGCCUGGCAAGCGCAAGGUCGUGAGUUCGAUUCCUGGUACCAGAAAAAAAGCAAAAAAAAAAAAAACUAGAAAGUGCAGAUCAGAGAAAUUAAGAAACCUACCUAACAUCACAUAGUAAGUAGCAGAGCUAGGAUCAGCAUUCAAGUGUGCUUUAAAUCUAGAUGUACCUGAUUCCAAAUACUAUCUUCUUUUUUACUAUCUGCACUUAAUUCUCAAUUAUUUAAAACUCUACAAAGGUGAAAAAAAGACAAAUUCAAACUUACCUAAGCAGGUAAGAAUCAAAUAAAACAGGUAUGCUACUUAUUUAAAAGAUAAAUACAUUUCAUGUUACACCAAAAAAGAAAAGACCAAUCACUGUCAGAUUUUAAACUGUCAUAAGCCAAUUCCAAAAUAUUACUGAGUAGAGAGGACUAAUUGGCCUCCAUGUGCGGUACACCAGUUUCCAGCUUUGACACACUGGAGUAGCUGAAAAGGCUACAGAGAUGCCAAGGGAUUUACACUCCCCCACCUCGGGGCAGCGCAGGGAAGGCAGGCGGGCCCCAGGCCCACUCGAGUCCUGCUCCAGAAGUGGCCGAUGGGGUGGUUCCAGUGUGCCACACUGCCAGCUCCCCUCACAGCGCGUGCCAUGCCUGGAAAGGAAGUCAGGGUGCUAAUCCACGAGGGAAGACAAGUAAUUCCAAACAGUGUAAGAAUGUACUCCUGCUUCUAAUAUCACUGUUUCAUCGUAAUCAUUUAUGGCUCUCAGGCCACUUGAUUUUAAGCAUAUGUUGUAUUACUUGAUUUGAAAGUCACUGUCUGGAAUCAUUAACAGACACAGGAGCAAGGACAGGGACCCCAAAAUAGAGUGCUGUAAAAUAGGCAGGACACAUCAUAGACCCCACCUGCACUGAGGUAGCACCAUGUUCUGUCAUGCUCACUUUGAACUGUGUGAGAAAAUCAAAACCAGAAAAGCAAUUUGUAUUCAAUAUGGCUGUGGUUCCUUCUGACAGAAAAACCAAAUGCCUUAGAGACUGUCAGGUCAAUAAAUUGUACUAAAAUAAGGACUGAUUUAUUACCUAACACUGAGUGCAGUUUUUGAGUGAAAUGAGAAUGAGAUUCAUGACCUCUGUUAUUGUAGUGAUAUUUGAACCUAUUUAAAUAUAUUCAGUAUCAUUGAAUAUCUCAAACCUACACAGAAAAAUCAUUGGAAUUUUUGCUUAUAUGUUCAGUUCAUUUUUAAAUUUUACAUUCAUUACUUGGCUGCUCUAGAUUUGUUUUGAAAGUUUCUUUAAAUAUUUUUACUAAACCACAGAACACUAUAUUACAAAGUAUUAUUUAUUGAAUCUAAUUCAUUAACUACUCUAUUUUUACUUCUGCUUGAGAAGUACUUGUGUUUUUGAUACAUCUCCAUUAAGUGCUUUUGACGUGAGAAGAUGUUUUUCAGAACUGACUGUUAAUGGCACAGUGUUUGGGGUACGUUCUAAGUGGCCCGUGGUUUUCACUGAAAUGCAGACCUAGGAAAUUUACUGGGCAGCAGAGCAAGAACAAACCACCCGUUUCACCUGUGGCCUACCCUCAUUCACAGAGAAUUUCAGCUACCCACACUCACCACCAGGUGGUGUUUUUCUACAAGCAGAAACUUGGCCUCUGCGUGCUGUAGGCUCACUCCUCCGCGUUGAGCAGCAGCCUCGGGGAGGCCUGGGCGGGUGCAGAUUUGUGCUUCCUUAAAUGACCAUAAUGUUCUAGAGGGGCAUUGCAGCGACAGGGGGACAACAGAAAGAAAUGCAGACUUCUCUAGACUCUAAUGGGCUGAAGGGGAAAAUGCAAAACCACGCAAACAGGGACUGCCUGUAAAUAGUCUGCAUUUUUAAAAAUAUACAUAUUUGUAUUUUUGCACUAAGAAAAAAUAAUACAUUUUUGUGAGAUAGUUUUGAUGAGGACAGGGAGAAGUUCUGUCUAGUUUUGAAUGAGUGUUUUUAAGGGGGUAAGAAUGUUAAUGGUGCUAAACUUGACAGAAGAGACCAUUGAAAUGCUGAUAAUUUUAGUAUUCUUUUUAAAAGUUGAGAAGGGAAAAGAUUAAAAAUUGUGCCGUAUAAAAAAAAUUAUGCCAUAUAAAAACCAACCUAUAAAUUUGUUUCACAUUGCUAGCUUGAGUUUCGGUUCAGUUUGUAAUAAUUAUUAAUGACUUCUGUUUACAAUAAAACUUCUAUAAACUGUU